Molecule: messenger RNA, 1476 nt
Organism: Aspergillus oryzae RIB40
Lineage: Eukaryota; Fungi; Ascomycota; Eurotiomycetes; Eurotiales; Aspergillaceae
Exons: 8
Coding region: 1-1476 (491 amino acids)
Biological process (GO): transmembrane transport
Cellular component (GO): membrane
Molecular function (GO): transmembrane transporter activity
Source: RefSeq, a predicted model, not a curated record
AUGCUGGUCAAGGAAAGACUGAUGGUUAUGGAGAAUACUUUGGGGUUUGGACAUAUUUCGCACGCUCGACAGUUACUGGAGACCGUAUGGGCGGAUGAGGCUGAAAGGAAUUGGGCAAGGGUGAGAUAUAGCCUGUUCCCCGGGAUGGUGUUUGUCGAUCUGUCGAUGAACUCCACCCAAUACUAUGCGAAUGUCAUGGGCCUUCAGGAUGAUCUACAUAUGAGUGGAAACGACUUUUCAUGGUUGGCAACGGCGUUCUUCCUGGCGUAUGCUGUUGCCGAAAUCCCCCAGGGCAUUCUCCUCCAGAGAUUUCCUAUCACAAAGGUGCUUGGGGUCAAUGUAUUUCUCUGGGGUGUGAUUCUGUGUUGUUCAGCAGCCGCACAGAAUUUUGCUGGCAUGAUAGCGUUGCGUGUUUUGCUCGGAAUGCUGGAGGCUGUUAUUGCACCGGCCCUUACCAUGUACACGAGCAUGUGGUACACUCGCGCCGAGUCCACACCGAGAUAUGGCUUCUGGUACUGCGGCUUAGGCAUGGGCCAGAUCGUUGGAGGGUUGAUUUCGUUCGCUGCUCAGCACGCACCCCCGAAUAUGUCCUUCCAUGGGUGGCGUAUCAUGUUCGUCGUGAUAGGCGUGGUUAACGUAGUCGCUUCUAUAUUGGUCUUGUUUGUCCUACCGGAAAAUGUUGAGAAAGCCAAGUUCCUCAGUCAAACGGAGCGCGACCGAAUUGCACAACGUCUUCGAGAUGACCAAGCUGGAGUCGGCCAGAAAGUCUUUCGCUGGGGCUCGGUAAUGGAAGCAUUUGGUGACCUGCAAAGCUGGCUUCUCGUCGUCCUGACUAUUUUGAUUACCAUUCCCAGCGGUGUUAUUACCACCUUCUCGUCCAUCCUGAUCAAAGACUUCGGAUAUACGUCGAAGCAAAGUGCGUUGCUCAAUAUGCCCUCGGGGGUAGUUAGUAUUGCGGCGACGACUCUUUCUACAUGGGCUAUCGCUCGUGGGUUCUCGCGAUGGCUGGCUAUUGAUGUAUUGUUAAUUCCGACGUUGCUGGGUUCGUGCUUAAUGUCGUUCCUACCCAGGAGUAACCAGGCAGGAUGCUUGGUGGGCAUUUACAUGGUCAAUACGACUGUGGCUCCAUUGGCACUGAUUUUCGCUUGGACCGGAGCAAACUUCAAAGGGUACACUAUGAAGGUCACCGGCAGUUCUCUUGUCUCCGCCGCAUUCAGCAUUGCUAAUGUUAUUGGUCCCCAAACCUUCCAAGCGAAGGAUGCCCCUGCGUAUAUACCGGCCAAAAUCACGAUUGUGGCGGUCAACGCCGGUGCAAUUGUGGUAUCCAGUGCCCUCCGCAUUGUUUAUGGACGACGGAAUGCGAGAGCCGAUCGUCUGGGAACCCCGGCGAGAAGUCGCAUGGAGGGGAAAUUGGCUAACGGAAGGAUGGCAGAGGAAGACGUGCAGGACGACGUGAACUUUCGAUAUGUGUAUUAG